CUCGGGACUUCUAAGCGAUCAGUUGGUUUAGCUCCGCCGUGGCCAAAUAUCUUCGCAUAGAUCAAAUAUCACUCAAUAUCUCGUAUGCGUGAUCAGUGAUCGUUCGAUUUUAUUUCUUUCAAUUUCAACAAUUUGUUUGCAAUCUUUUUGUUUGGCAUACGGAAGCAGCUAAAGCGCCUUUUAAUCUUUAAGAAAUGUUUAUAAAAAAAUAAAUUAAUAAAAGCAGCUCUCAUAUUCGCGUAUAUAAUUUAUGAAGGCAACAAAAGCAAAUGCCGCGUAUCUGUUAAAUGUCAGCGUGAAGAAUAUAUUCCCAAUUUAUUGUUUUGUGAUUGCAUAUUUGACAUAAUUGCUUGUGCAUUGAUUUAUUUCUCGACCCGAAAUCGUUUUUACGUCUUUAUCUUCUGAUUAUCUUGCGAUAAUCCAGGCAGAGAUUGGCCAAUUGGUUUCAAACAACGCUUCAAUUUCGAGUGCAUGAUAAUGCAGUACAGUCCAAUGAUCAGCUUUGUGUUGUUGCUGUGCUGUACAGUGUUGCUGCUGGCCACAGCGACAGCGACAACAGCAACAGGUAGCCACAACAACAACAACAAUACACGUUUGCAUAGCCAUCGAAUACAUCGACAGCAUCGUCAUCAUGUUGGCUCACAUAAGUUGCAACAUCUGCACCACAGUGUCAAGUCUGAGGUGGAGCUGUUGCCGGGUGUGACAAUGACACCACCGCGUGGCACGGACACGGCAACAACGCGUCUGCGUCGCCUGCACCACGCACACAAUCCCUACAACAAGGUGUCGACACGUCGCCUCCAUCAGCAUCAGCAUCAGCAUCCACAUCAACAUCAGGGCGCAGCCGCCGCACGACCCACCGAAUGGGACUACAACACAUACAACAUCUAUACAAAUACCUUUGGACCACCGCCACCACCGCUGCCACCGCAUGCUGGCAAGGGUGAGGACAACACACAGGAUGUGGAGUUCAUUGGGGUCACGGGUCGUGGGCGUGGCUAUGAGUAUGUGCCACCAAUAACCACCGCUGCACCACCGCCAAAUCUCAAUCGUCGUGCCAGCUCGCCACAUUUGGGAUUGGGCACAGUGCCACCGCUGGUGCCAGCUAGACGUGGCUACAGCUACACCACAACGGCGCCCAGCACCACCGCCAGCAGCACCACCAGCAGCAGCACCACCGAGGAUCCCUACGAGACGAACACAAUCAGUCGCAAUUAUCCCACAGAUGCCAAGGAGAUGGAGCGACGACACAUUUGCGUGCAACAGCGUACGAUCACGAUGCCGGUGAAGACAACGGAGGUGUAUACGCGACCCACCUGGAAACACAUAAGCACACCCUGUCAGCCGCCCACGCAUGCCGGACAGAUGUGCACGCGAGUCCAGUUGGUCCACGAGCAGGCCUACCGGGAUGUCAUCAAGCAUAAGCCGGCACAGCAGAUGUCCUACGACUGCUGCUCAGGCUGGAGCCGGGAGACGCCACACUCGGAUGCGUGCAUGAAACCUAUUUGCACCACGCGCUGUCAUAAUGGUGGCAACUGCACGGCGCCCCAAACCUGCAGCUGUCCAUCGGGAUUUACGGGCCGGUAUUGCGAACAGGAUGUCAACGAAUGCGAGAUGGAGAAACCCUGCGAUCAGCAAUGUGUGAAUACUCCAGGCUCCUACUUCUGUCGCUGUCGACACGGCUUUAUAUUGCAGGCGGAUCAGCAGAGUUGCCGCAAGACUUCCUCCCAUGUGGAUGAUGCAUUUGAGGCGCGAGAUCUGGAGAAUGAUAUUGAUGAUACGGAUGCAGAGGUUGCCACGCGACUGCAGAAGAUCGAACGCUCGCUGGCCAAUGAGCGAGUGCACACCAAUGAGUUGCAGAAGUCCUUACAGGCCACUUACAGCGUGGUGGACACCUUAAAAAGCAGGCUGAGCACACUGGAGAAGCAAACGCAGGAUGUGAGUCGCAUUCAGACGAAUCUCUACAAAACAGAAUCACGCACUAACAAGCUGGAAGGCAUGUUGAAUCUGCUGAUGAAAUGUCGAAAUGGCCCAAAUGCCAACUGUCCCUAGAAUCUAGACGGAAAAUUUGUGCCAGCGCCAACACAGAACUGCAUUUUAACGCUAGCAAUUAAAAGUUUAGUUAAUUUAAACGUAUCCAUUUUCUGAUUGUGUAACUGUAGCUGCUCCUGCUUGUAAGCCAUUCCCGAACGCAAGUGCCUCCGUAGUUUCUAAAUGCAAUAUAUGUUACAAUUUAUAAGUUCAUUUAGUACUUAAGCGAACGUGUCAUAAAUUUAUGUAUUAAAACCGAAUGCUCUAGUUUUUAAGACCACAUUUUGCUAUUGACGUGUAUGUGUCUAGUAUUUGCAUGUAUUUGUAUAUAAUAUAUAUGAGAAAAUAGCGCACCAAUAAAUACAUUUUUGUAUUCGCCA
Molecule: messenger RNA, 2411 nt
Organism: Drosophila innubila
Lineage: Eukaryota; Metazoa; Arthropoda; Insecta; Diptera; Drosophilidae
Gene: slow
Product: protein HEG homolog 1
Exons: 5
Coding region: 472-2052 (526 amino acids)
Biological process (GO): anatomical structure development
Cellular component (GO): extracellular region; cell surface
Molecular function (GO): calcium ion binding; signaling receptor binding
Source: RefSeq, a predicted model, not a curated record